Dimorphilus gyrociliatus is the source of this 1032-nucleotide messenger RNA. The record is from the annotation of a GenBank genome assembly. NCBI's taxonomy places the organism in Eukaryota, Metazoa, Annelida, Polychaeta, Dinophilidae.
AUAUUUUAGUCAUUUUUCUCCGUUAAUAAUUUACUUUUAUAAAAAUCGGAAAAAAUUCAAGUUUCUUUUUAAUAUUUUAAAAUAAAACCGAUUUUAUUUAUUUGUUUCGGACAGAUUUUGUUAAUAUAUACUGAGAAAUUUCUGAAAUAGAAUUUCUUUCAAUUUAAAUUGUCAAUAUUAUAUGAAGUACUCAACGUCUCCAUCGAAGUUUCUAGACUAACGGUUAGUGGAUAGAUCACAAGAUCCGAAAAAAGUCAUUUUUCACAUCUCAAAUUUUACCUGACCAUUCUCACAAAGAAGUUUCCAAUAAUUAGCUUUUAUGUAGCUAUGUCUUGUACCAAUGUUUUUGGACAUCCACAACGAUCAGGAGUUGAUUUUUCCACAGAAUUUAGAAGUUGGAAUCGUCCAGUCAUGUUAGGGAAGCGAAAAAAUAGCACACCAUUAAGUAGGGAUAGUUGUCAAGAACCUCCUGAAAAAUUAUAUGUUGAUGAACAGUUUCUUUGCGAUCAUCUGCGUGAUAUCACAUUAUUAAAAACCGAAAAGAAGGAAGUUAUUGAAGAAGAGGAAUACACAAUUAGCAUUUCCGAUGAUGUACGACGUCAGUGGGAAAAAUUUACAAGGGACGUUCUACCACCUAGAGUUGUUGAAGAUAUCUCGAAAAGACAAUCGAUGCAAAUGGUCCUAUGGAAGCCAUUACCUGUUGACGAAAUAGCAUCAAAAAAUGCUAAGACAGCCAAUACGAGCCAGGGCAGUGAUUUAUGUGAAGGUGAUAGGCCAGUUUCCUCAAACUACAUUAAUUCAGAGUUCACGUCACGUGAAUUUUUCAACAAUAACAACAACCACAAUAAUAAUAAUAGUUCGGAUUGUAAUCUGAAUCACAACAACAAUAACAAUUCCCAAAUUACUAAUCAAUAUGCAGUAAAUUAUCAAGAAAAUGUAUCACCAAUGAAUGGUAUUUCGUAUAGUGAAGACUUUUAUACAACUUCGGACAUGAAUGAUUAUCAGAUCGAUGAUAAUGAGACUUGUGACUAA